Molecule: messenger RNA, 4238 nt
Organism: Lolium perenne
Lineage: Eukaryota; Viridiplantae; Streptophyta; Magnoliopsida; Poales; Poaceae
Biological process (GO): tRNA methylation
Cellular component (GO): cytoplasm
Molecular function (GO): protein binding
Source: RefSeq, a predicted model, not a curated record
CAACCUCCGAAAGAAGCCCAAUCUCGUUGGGCUUGCCCAACGCUUAAACCGCCAAAAAACCCUACUCUGCUCCCCGACUCCUCCUCCUCCUCCGAUCCAUGGCCGCCGGCGACCACCACCUGCGGCUGGGCUCCUACCUCGGCGACGUCUCCGCGCUCUCCUUCCUCCCCUCCUCCCCCCGCCCUCUCCUCCUCGCCGGGACCGGCUCGGAGCUGCUCGUCUACGAUGUCGACGCCGCCAGCCUCGUCGCCUCCUUCAAGGUCUUCGACGGCGUGCGCGUCCACGGCAUCCAGCCCCGCGGCGCCCCCAAUUGCUCCAGCUCCGACGGGCACGCUGUCGCCGUGUUCGGCGAGAGGAGGGCCAAGCUUCUCAGGCUCCGCGUAGACGCGGACCAUGACGGCGGCGUGCGGCUGGAGCUGGAGCAGAGGCUCCCGGGGUUCGACCACUGGGUGCUCGACGCCUGCUUCCUGGAGGUGGAUGGGCUGCUCGCGAUCGGUCUCAGUGACAAUUCGGUGGCACUGUGGGAUUUGACGGAUCAUGCGUUUGUUACACGAGUGAAUUCGCCAGAGAAGUGCCUUCUGUACUCGAUGAGAAUGUGGGGGGACUCUGUCAAGUCCCUCCUCGUGGCAUCUGGAACCAUUUUAAACGAGAUUCUUAUUUGGAAAUUGGUACCCCGGACCCUGAGUUCCUCCUUGUUACGCACGGACGAGGUGGGAGCUCCUGCUGUUGAGAACCGUGAAAAUGUACAUUUUAGUGGUAAUCGAUACAUGGCAGUCCAUAUUGGAAGGCUGAAGGAGCAUGAAGGUUCUAUAUUUCGAAUAUCUUGGUCCUCUGAUGGAUCGAAGUUCAUGUCCGUCUCUGAUGAUCGCAGUGCUCGCAUGUGGAUGUUAAGUUGCCAGCCACAGAAUUUUACAAAUCAAGCAGCCAAUAUUGAUAAUGUGGACAUUAUACCGAAACUGACACUUUUUGGACACAGUGCUAGAAUUUGGGAUUGUUAUAUAUCUGAUUCUAUAGUUAUAACUGCUGGUGAGGAUUGUACGUGCUGCAUUUGGGACAUGGAUGGGAAGCUAAUCAAAAUGUUCAAGGAACACAUUGGCCGGGGUUUAUGGCGAUGUUUAUAUGAUCCAAGCUCUCUAGUUUUGAUUACCGCUGGGUUUGAUUCAGCAAUCAAAGUGCACCACCUAUGUAACUCCUCUUUCCAUGACAUACUGGAAGAAAAAGUGGCCCCAGAUGGUCUGAAAUACGAGUCUGAGGUAUUUGAGAUAUCCUCUCCUAUAGUUUCAGGACAGUAUGGUCCCCUGGAUAGCAAAAGCGAAUAUGUUCGGUGCCUACACUUUGUGCAAGAAAAUGUUCUUUAUGUUGCCACAAACAAUGGAUAUCUGCAUCAUGCUGACCUCUCUGAUACAAAUGAUGUAAGAUGGACCGAGGUUAUUCAGGUCACUGAGAAAGCACCAAUUAUAUGCAUGGAUGUCAUGACAGUGCACUCAGAUUCUUUUGAUAAGGACGAUAUUGUUGCCCUUGGAGAUGGCCACGGAAAUGUUACUAUUGUCUGUUUAACAAGUGGCAAUCUUGAGCCUAAAGUAGAUUUAUCUUUUACCUGGUCAGCUGAAAAGGAUCGGCAACUACUAGGACUAUAUUGGUGCAAGUCACUUGAAUGUAGCCACAUUUUCACUGCUGAUCCUAGAGGCGUUCUUAAGUUAUGGCACAUAAGGAAGGCACUUUCCUCAAAUGCCCAUGCUCUCACUGCAUCUCAAGAAGUUUCACUUGUAGCAGUGUUUGAGUCUCCAUUAGGGGCUCGAAUCAUGUGUUUAGAUGUAUCACUUCAGGAUGAGAUCCUUAUAGCAGGUGACAAAAAGGGUAACAUCGUUGCCUUUCCUUUUAAUAAAACAUUGGCCGCUCAUGAUAGCAGUGGGGCACAACAGAAGAUACCUUUCUGUGACCGUUUUAAAGGAGCUCAUGGCAUUUCUAGCGUCACAAGUGUUCAUAUAACUACCUCAACUUCUGAUGAUACUCAAAUCCACACUACCGGGGGAGAUGGCUGUAUUUGUUUCUUCAAGUAUGGGAGAUAUGUGAACAACGUUGAAUUUGUUGGAAUGAGACAAUUAAAAGAUUUAGGCACCAUUCAAUCCAUCUAUGCUGAUCAUGCCUCUGAUACCCAAUUGGUUGGUACCUAUGCAGUAGGUUUCACCUCUGCAGAUUUUGUCAUUUGGGACCUUGGAAAUGAUGCAAAGAUGGUUCAAAUUUCCUGCGGAGGAUGGCGGCGCCCUUAUUCUUAUUAUCUUGGGAUGGUCCCUGAGUAUCAAAACUGUUUUGCCUUUGUAAAGGACCAUAGUAUCCACGUUCACAGACACUGGGUACCAGCUCAAGAUAAGAAGUUGCUUCCUCAAGUUCUUCAUACACAGUUCCACGGAAGAGAAGUGCAUUCUCUGUGCUUCAUAGAUCCAGCAAGCUAUUCACAUCCUGAGAAGAGCACAUAUUUGUGUAUUGCGACGGGGUGUGAAGAUGGAACCGUGCGACUUACAGGAUACUCGGCUAGUAAUGCUGGAAGAUGGCGUUCAUCCAAGAUGCUGGGGGAGCAUGUUGGUGGGUCAGCUGUGAGAGAUACGUGCUUCAUCGCGAAGACUUACACAUUAAUAGAUAAAUCGUGCAACUCUAGUGGAAGUUCUGGCAACAUUUUGGUUGAAAACGAGGACACCACUUUCUUAUUGAUAUCUGUUGGAUCAAAGCAAGUUCUGACGACUUGGAUUCUGCAACCUAGAAUUGUGGAGAACAGACAGGUGUGUUCAGGUGAUCUAGAUUUGGACACCAAGCAAAGCUCAGAAUGCUCUGAUAAUGGUGAUUCAGCAGUUACAUUUCAGUGGCUAUCUACCCACAUGCCACCAAAGCUUACCACAAAUAGGCUGAAAGCUGGUCAUGUAAAACAAAACUUCGUGGAAAGAAAUUCCUCUGCACAACCCAAUCUGGCUAUUAUGGAUCAGAUGGAAAAUGAUUGGCGUUACCUUUCUGUUACAACAUUUCUGUUGAAACAUCCGACUACUACGCUGACAGUAUGUUUUGCUGUUGUUGCUUGCUCUGAUGCAACAGUUGUUCUCCGUGCUCUUCUUUUGCCUUCUCGGUUAUGGUUUGAUGUUGCCUUGUUGAUUCCACAGACAUCUCCAGUUCUCGUUCUACGGCACAUUGUCGACGCCUCUAGUGCUCGCUCGGGAGAUGAUGUUGGUAAUGGAGAUAGAUACAUUAUCGUGAGUGGAUCUACAGAUGGUACCAUUACUCUCUGGGACCUAACAGACACCAUUCAUGGCUUUAUGCAACUCGUGUCUGAGACUCAGCCACACAUGGUUAUUGAUUGCCAAAAGCGGCCCAAGACAGGAAGAGGGAGUCAAGGUGGCCGUCGUCGGUGGCGAUCAUUGGCAAACAAUUCUGUGAAAAAGGACAGCAAACAGACAUUGCCCCCUACUGAGAACGAUCUGAAUGCCUUGUGUGUUGUCGAUGAAAGUUCACAUGAAAUUUCCGGACCAGAAGAAAAUGAGGUUAUAACUACCGAGGACACAAUGUCAAGUACCCAUUCAUGUGAUGUACCUGAGGUGCAGCCAAUGCAGACAUUUUCCGGUGUUCACCAGUCAGGCGUUAACUGCGUCCACAUCUCGGAGAUGGAGCGAGCAUGCCCUAUAACUGGCAUGCCAUCUUACUGCAUCAUUAGCGGUGGUGACGAUCAGGCUGUCCAGUGUUUUGUGUUUACGUUAGGAUCUCCACAGCAGAGCUGCUCAAUGAACAAGGCAAGCCUAAACUCGCCUGCCGACGGUGCACUUACAAUACUAAGCCAACACACGGUUCCGUCGGCUCACAGUUCAGCAGUUAAAGGUAUCUGGACGGAUGGUGUCUGGGCUUUCUCUACUGGACUUGACCAGAGAAUCAGAUGCUGGAAGAUGGAUCCAUCCGGCAAAUUCAUGGAGCAUUCCCAUGUCAUCAUCAGCGUGCCUGAGCCAGAAACUCUAGAUGUUCACCAUGACCGUGGGAGGGGGAAAUACCAUAUCGCUGUUGCAGGAAGAGGAAUGCAGAUGGUUGAAUUCUCACCGCGGAAAGACGACUCGAUGGAGGCAGCAUGAAUUUAGCCUCGGUGUUGUGUAGUUUCUUCGGGAGCGUCAUCUGGAUUUUGAGAUAAUUAGUGAUUCUGAAGAAGUGUAAUUCUUUUUCUGUGCGAUGAGAUGAACUAAGAUACUUGUCAGGUAAUUCUGGUUGUA